This is a messenger RNA of Rhagoletis pomonella (apple maggot), 365 nucleotides long. RefSeq lists its product as uncharacterized. The transcript is spliced from 2 exons. The record is from RefSeq and is a predicted model, not a curated record. Gene Ontology annotation, molecular function: DNA binding. Lineage: Eukaryota; Metazoa; Arthropoda; Insecta; Diptera; Tephritidae. Bases 11 to 313 code for a protein of 100 amino acids.
AGAAGGAAUAAUGAGCGAAACUACCAGCUGCUCAAAUGCUCAGUCAUUCGUUCCACACGAUACAAAGGCAAACGAUGCCAAGUCGGUAUGGUCUCAUUAUUUGGUUGCUAGAGACAAAAGUGAGGUAGUCAAAUGCAAAAAGUGCAACAAAAUCUUACAAACGAAAGGUGGAUCCACUAAGGGCUUACACACGCAUUUAAAAACACACAAUUCAAACAUUGUGCCUAAGCGAGAUGAACGUGAUGAGUCGCCCGAGCAUGUUCCUUGCAACGAGCAUGUUCCUUGUUUUUUUUGUUUAAUGUUGUUUUAUUAACGGUUACAUUCAAAAGUACCUGGUAUUUAUAUUCUUAUUUGUGAUGUAUGCG